This is a messenger RNA of Funneliformis geosporum, 1944 nucleotides long. Lineage: Eukaryota; Fungi; Glomeromycota; Glomeromycetes; Glomerales; Glomeraceae. The record is from the annotation of a GenBank genome assembly.
AUGCACGGACGUAGGCGAGUAAAACCGUCAGCUGAAGUUGAGAAGCUUCGUAAAGAAAAAGAAGCAACCAAAAUAAAAGAAUAUAAUAAUUUAGUUACAUCAUGCUUUGAAAAGAGAGAUAAAAAUGAAUUUGAUAAUGAUGCUUUUACAAUAACUACAAAAAUCUUAUCACAAAAUCCUGAUUUUUAUACAAUAUGGAACUUUAGGAGAUCGGUUUUAUUAUAUGGAAUUCUGAAAGAAUGUUCGGAAAAAGAUAAUCAACAAACUUUAUCAACUGAGCUAGGUUUUCUCCAAGAACUCUUUAAGUUAAAUCCAAAAUCUUAUUGGAUUUUCAAUCAUAGAAGAUGGUGCUUGGAGAAAAUACCAAAUCCAGAUUGGAAUAUGGAAUUAAAACUUGUUGGCAAAUUUUUGGAAAUGGACGCUAGAAAUUGUAAACAUUUUAGAAUUCACGCGUGGGAUUAUCGACGCUAUGUGACAUCCCAACUUUCUUCCACCAUUAAAACUUCGCUCACUCAAACCGAAUUCGAUUUUACUACUACAAAGAUUAAUCAAAAUUUUUCUAAUUAUUCGGCUUGGCAUCAACGGAGUAAAUUAUUGCCGCGUUUAAUAAAAGAGCAAAAUUUGGAUGAACAGGACAAGAAAAACCUUGUUAAUAAAGAAUUUGAAUUGGUAAAGGCUGCGUUUUACACUGAUCCAGAUGAUCAAAGUGCUUGGCUAUACCAUUGGUGGUUGGUUGGUCGAGAAAUUCAACAUAUCUCUUUGCUUGGCGCAUAUUAUAAUCCGAAAAUGCGACAAGUUGUAUUGGCAUUUGAUGAUGAAAUUGGAAUGGUGAUUCCAUUUCAAGUAACUAAAAAGAUAAAUGAUAAAUCCCCUUCAAGUUACAUUGAAGGAAUGUGGAGACCUGCUGGAGGAGAAUUAAAACAUGAUCAGCUUAAUAUUGAUAGAAGUUAUGGCUUUGUUUGGAUUUUUACAUUUUUUGAUUCUGUGAAGGAUGAUUUUACAGAAUUAAUCGUCACGGUAAAGCCAGAAUUUAUCGUGCCAUCACAUUCUGAGAUCAAGUUAACAAGAACUAUUCAAAGGCAUUGUAUUAUUAACGACGAUUAUAAUUUAGAAAACGACUUCAUUAUAUCUAUGUCACAUUUGAGUGUAAGUGAUGUAUUAAAGGAAUCAUCAAGUUCUUUAAGUCAGAAUCCAGAUACUUUACCAAUAGAUGCGUCAGAAAGGAUUAAACUUUUACAACGUGAAAUUAGUAUGGUUCGAGAACUAUUGGAAUUGGAACCAGAUAGCAAAUGGUGUUUACAGACUUUAGCAAAUCUCUUAAGAGAAUUAAAAUACAUUUCUGGAACAAAUAUGGAAGAGACUUCGAAGAUCGAUUAUGAGGUUGUUACAAUUUGUGAUCAUUUAAUUAAGAUUGAUAAGUUGAGAACAAAAAGAUUUGAAGAUUUACGUUCAAAAGCGAUUUUUGAGUCGGCAACUAAAUCAUUAAUCAAACUUGUUUCAAAAGAAUUAGCAUAUAGUGAUGAUAUAGAACAAUAUCAAAACUCGACAUUUUCACUUGAAUCCAAAAACCUUACAAUAAUUCCUACUCCAUCAAUUUUAUUAUAUAUUACCAAAUUAAACUUAUCAAAUAAUAAGCUUACAUCAAUAAAGUUUCUUGCUAAUUUAAUUGACUUAAAAGAAAUUGAUGUAAGUAAUAAUUGUAUUACAGAUAUAAGUGGAGUUAGUAAGUUAAGAAAUUUAAAAGAUUUGAAAAUACAAAAUAAUUAUAUCAAAAAUUGGGAAGAGGUAAAGAACGGAUUUAUUGGAUGGCAAGGGGUUGAAUGUAAUAUUUAUAUAUUUGGAAAUCCAUUAAUUGUAAAUAAUAAUGAAGUAGAAAAUUUGAAAAUUGGAUGGGAGGAUGAGAUUAAGGAAUAUGGUGAUCAAUUGAAAAUUAUAUGGAAAUAA